CUCCGAGCGCACAAACGCUAUGGGAUAAAUGUUUAGUUUUCUAAAGUUUCUUUCGGCAUUUGGAAUCCUCUUGGUUGUGCCAUGCGCUCUUGCUCUGUCUCUUCGCUUGUUCUGUAAGUUAGACAACCGAUGGAGUAACGAUGGAGGGGGCUGUGAACAGAGCUCCUCGAGGGUUAUGAACCCUAUCACAUCACCAUUUGGUUUGCUGCUCGUGUAGUUUGGAGCAUGUUACGUCUAUCGAUGCAAGUUUUAGUCGACGAGUAGUGCGUGUAAAUUGGCGAAUGCAAGUUCUGACUUCAUGCAUGGUUCAGUCGUACUAGUUCUAAAGGAAUGCGGUAAUCGAGACGUGUAGUAAUAGCAAUUGGCAAGUGAAGCUCCCCUUUCGAUAUGGCGGAAUCACAUUUGUUUCAGGAAUUUAGCACAGCCCGUGCGAUCCCGGUGCGCACGGCGAUUCUGUUGAAGGACUCUGGUGAUCCUACAACGUUCUCCCUGCGACGAUGUGCAGGGAAGGAGGUCAUUCUCGAGCUGUCUGGAAUAAUAUUUUGUCUGCAUUCCUUCCCGAGGGAUAUCCUAACAGUGUGACACCAGACUACCUUCCAUUUCAAACAUGGGACACCUUGCAGGGCUUGUCUACGUACAUCCGCAGCAUGCUUUCCACGCAAGCACUCUUGGGCGGUAUUGGAGUAGGUGAAACAACUGCCACGGUAGUGGGUGCCACUUUCCUGUGGUUUAUGCGGGAUUUCACUGGCAUGUUGGGGAGUAUUCUGUUCACACUUCAUCAAGGAUCGAACUUGGACAGUAGUGCCAAGCAAUGGCGCCUAACAGCAGAUUUGCUGAAUGAUGUCGGGAUGUUGAUGGACCUUGUUUCUCCACUCUUUCCUGGUGCCUUCGUGACGAUAUUGUGCAUUGGUAGUAUGGCCAGAUCUGUUACGGGCGUUGCAAGUGGAGCAACACGGGCUGCCUUGACACAGCACUUCGCCCUUCGGAAGAAUGCCGCAGAUGUUUCUGCCAAGGAGGGUAGCCAGGAAACUGCUGCAACCAUGGUUGGAAUGCUACUAGGCAUGGUCUUAGCACGAUUGACAGCAGAAAAUGUGGUUGCCCUUUGGGUUUCCUUUCUCCUCCUGACGGCUUUCCAUAUGUAUGCAAAUUACAGGGCAGUUCGGUCCCUUUGUCUGACCAGCUUAAACGCUGAAAGAACUUCUAUUGUUUUGAGCGCUUUCAAGGAAGGCAGAAAAGUUCCAACUCCUAGAGAAGUUGCAGACCAAGAACAUCUGCUUCCACGAAUUCCUAGGCUUCCGUGGCAGAAACAACGUGCUGGAGAUGCUUGGUUGCCAAAAUCCAUACGUUUUGGUGUUCAAAUCUCCUCUCUGAAGUUGGAUGAUGGCUGGAAAAGUUUUCUAUCAUUGGUGGAGCGGUAUUCAAGAGAUCCAUACCUGAUGGUUCCAAAAGGUGCAAUUGUCCACGUUGUUCUGCACAAACUGGCAACUCCACAGGAUUUCCUGCACGGCUAUGUGCACGCCCUUUGUCUAGCCGAUCUUCAAUUGCGAUCACCAGCCGAUCAAUCGGAGGAACUAGCUAUCUCGUGGAUGAAGAAUAACUACACUGCAUUCCUGGACUCUCUUGGAAAGUCAGGUUGGGCUACAGACCGUAUUCUGGUGGAAACAGGUGAAUGGCGGGCAGAAUGGAUCACCGGGCAGAAGCAGGAGUAACUGUCCACAGAGCUGCACCUAAUGGUAUCCUCGCUAACAGGACAUGGAGUUAGCAGACAUCCUCUUUUCCAUUUAGAAGAAAACGUGCAGGUUUUCUCAUUUCUGACAUUGCAACCACACUCCAGUAAUUUGUGAAGUUUCUGAGGUGGAGCAGUUAUGAAGUUCUAGUUGUACACACAUUGUGUUUCUUAUUUGCAUGUUGUCCAUUCUCUCAAGAAGUACAGAUAAAUCACAGAUGCGUGAGGUGAAUGAGAAUCUAUCAAUUUCAAAGCAUAUUAUAUGUUCAACCCAGCAGGGCAUGAAUCAUGAUCACGAUCAUUAAUGCCAUUCAGUUCAACUUUAGUACUAGCCAUCUCCCCUUGCUCACAUACUGUCAAGCGCAUUCUUAAUCGGUUUGUGCCGAGUUGAGAUUAAUCCUUAACUAUCCUAACUAUGACAUUCAUUCCAA
Physcomitrium patens is the source of this 2157-nucleotide messenger RNA. RefSeq names its product protein root UVB sensitive 3. Lineage: Eukaryota; Viridiplantae; Streptophyta; Bryopsida; Funariales; Funariaceae. The record is from RefSeq and is a predicted model, not a curated record.